CGAGCCCAACACACGUGCCAGCAUUGUCGGCCAGGAGAGCACACGGCCUCGGGAGAUGCGGGCGCGAGUGCCAGGGCUCGGCACACGCGCGUCCUUAGUUCCUGCGGGAAGCUCCGGCUCAAGCCAGCGUCCGACUUGGCCGUUCUGACUUGGGCAGGGCCAUGGUUCCUGCACGGCUGCUCUCGGCGAGCCCCCGGCCCCUGGGGCACUGCGCUCUGCUUGCCCGGGUGCUCGGGCCCCCCACCGCCCCCCUCCGACUCUCUGCCGGCCGGCCCUGCUGUGACCAGCGCCAGGAUGCCCCCAGGAAGAGGCUCUCUGAGAAGAAGCAGAAGAAGCAUUUCGUGGACUGUCGCCGAGUGCUCGUCCGAGGGGGACAUGGAGGCGAUGGGGUGAGCUGCUUCCACAGUGAGCCCCGGAAAGAGUUUGGCGGCCCGGACGGCGGUGACGGAGGCAACGGCGGCCACGUCAUCCUGCGAGCGGACCAGCAGGUCAAGUCGCUGGCGUCCGUGCUGUCCCGGUAUCAGGGCGUCGACGGGGAGCGUGGCGGCAGGAAGAACUGCUUCGGGCGCGGCGGGUCUGUGCUCUACGUCAAGGUCCCUGUGGGCACCUUAGUGAAGGAGCGUGAGGAAGUGGUGGCCGACCUGGCGGCUGCGGGGGACGAGUUCGUCGCUGCUCUGGGCGGUGCCGGAGGCAAGGGCAACCGCUUCUUUCUGGCCAACGACAACCGCGCGCCCGUCACCUGCACCCCCGGGCAGCCCGGCCAGGAGCGGGUCCUCUUCCUGGAGCUGAAGAUGGUGGCGCACGCCGGGCUGGUGGGCUUUCCCAACGCCGGCAAGUCCUCGCUCCUCAGGGCCAUCUCCAAUGCCAGGCCAGCGGUGGCCGCCUACCCGUUCACCACGCUCAAGCCCCACGUGGGGAUCGUCCACUUCGAGGACCACCAGCAGGUCGCAGUGGCUGACAUCCCCGGGCUCGUGCGCGGGGCCCACCAGAACCGCGGGCUGGGCUGCGCCUUCCUGCGCCACAUCGAGCGCUGCGUCCUGCUGCUCUUCGUGCUGGACCUCUCGGUGCCGGAGCCCUGGACGCAGCUGACCGACCUCCAGGCCGAGCUGGAGCAGUACGCCCGCGGCCUGUCGCAGAGACCCCACGCCGUCAUCGCCAACAAGAUCGACCUGCCGCAGGCCCGGGCGCGCCUGCCGGCGCUGCAGGCCCGCCUGGGGCACGCGGCCAUCGGCCUGUCGGCGAGCACCGGCGAGAACCUGGAGGAGCUGCUCCAGCGGCUGCAGCAGCUCUACGGCCAGCACGUGGCCGCCGCGCCGGGGCUGCGCUGGUAGCGGCCCACGCUCACCUGUGCCCGCCCGGAGCCAGACGCGUCACAGCCCAGUGCACCCAAUAUCCGAGGCGGGCGCGACCUGCUCCGGGCGUCCGGCCCGGCCCGUUAUUAACUGGCAGCGCUGUGAGGAGACGGGGCCGUGCCCGCGCCGCCCUGGGUCUGGCCUGGACAGCAGCCAUCUCCGGACGGACACCCACGGGAGGCCUGGCCAGGACCUGCCGCCUGCCCGCCCGGAACACUCGGGAACGUCCCUUCUCCCCCAGAGGAGUCCCAACUUCUGCGUGACCUGCAGCCCG
Sorex fumeus (smoky shrew) is the source of this 1626-nucleotide messenger RNA. It is a transcript of the gene MTG2, whose product is annotated as mitochondrial ribosome associated GTPase 2. Gene Ontology annotation, cellular component: mitochondrion. Gene Ontology annotation, molecular function: magnesium ion binding; GTPase activity; GTP binding. The transcript has 6 exons. Bases 162 to 1331 code for a protein of 389 amino acids. Lineage: Eukaryota; Metazoa; Chordata; Mammalia; Eulipotyphla; Soricidae. The record is from RefSeq and is a predicted model, not a curated record.